GCAAAUAUAGUGGUGCUGAAACAAUUGCUAGCUUUGCAUUUUUAACCUUUGUUUUGUCUUGGGUCUUACUGCGCCUCAUAUGCUUCCCUUUCUGGGUCCUCUGGAGUACAAGCUAUGAAGUUGUCCAGAUAUUGGGCAAGGACAAGCAUCCGGUGGAUGGACCAAUUUGUUAUUAUCUGUUCAACACACUACUAUUUUGCCUGCUUGUUCUUCAUAUUUAUUGGUGGGUACUUAUGUAUCGAAUGCUUGUCAAACAAAUCCAAGCAAGGGGCAAACUUAGUGAAGAUGUUAGAUCAGAUUCUGAUGAUGAACAUGAAGAUUGAUAUCGAAACAAGAAAUACUGCAUCAACAGGACUCAUGAAAAGCUCUACCAUUUUUGCCAGUGCUGACCCUCCCUUGACAUUGGAUUACUACAAAUCAACGUGUCCGACUGUGUUUGAGAUUGUGAGGCAAGAAAUGGAGUGUCAAGUGCUCUCUAAUCCUCGCAAUGCAGCCUUCAUUGUUCGAUUACAUUUCCACGACUGUUUUGUUCAGGGUUGUGAUGGGUCAGUUUUGCUUGAUGAUACAAUCAGCUUAAAAGGAGAAAAGAAAGCUUCAACAAAUGUAAACUCUUUAAAAGGUUUCAGAAUCAUUGACAGGAUUAAAAACAAGCUUGAAUCUGAGUGUCCUGGAAUUGUUUCUUGUGCUGAUAUCCUCACUAUUGCUGCCAGAGAUGCUGUGAUUCUGGUUGGUGGGCCUUACUGGGAUGUACCAGUGGGAAGAAAGGAUUCAAAAACGGCUAGCUAUGAUCUAGCCAGGGAAAACCUUCCUACUGCAAACGAGGGUCUUCUCAGUAUUAUAUCUAAAUUUCUUUAUCAAGGUCUCUCAGUGACUGACAUGGUGGCUCUUGCUGGGGCUCACACCAUUGGAAUGGCACGCUGUAAGAAUUUUCGAGCUAGAAUAUAUGGAGACUUUGCAGCAACUUCAGGGAAGAAUCCAUUAUCCGAUUUGUAUCUCAGCAGCUUGAAAUCCAUCUGCCCUGCAACUGGAUCGGGAGACAAUAACGUAACAGCCAUGGACAAUGUUACACCAAAUCUUUUCGACAAUUCUUUUUACCAUACACUGCUGAGAGGGGAAGGGUUGCUUAGUUCAGACCAAGAAAUGUACUCCAGCGUCUUCGGAAUGGAAACCAAAAAGCUUGUCCAGAUAUAUGCGGAGGACCCUGUUGCUUUCUUCAAACAAUUCUCAGAUUCAAUGGUGAAACUGGGAAACAUUACGAAUUUGGAUAGCUUUGUCAGUGGUGAAGUAAGGAAGAAUUGCAGAUUUCCCAACACUUGAAGAGCUGAAAAACACCCGCUUUUGUUAAUGAAUUAUAAAGUAAAAUUGUUUGUUUGUGUCAAGAAGACAAUGAAUAAAAAGUU
Durio zibethinus is the source of this 1400-nucleotide messenger RNA. The record is from RefSeq and is a predicted model, not a curated record. Lineage: Eukaryota; Viridiplantae; Streptophyta; Magnoliopsida; Malvales; Malvaceae.